CGGCGGCGGCGGCGAGGGCUCGGCGGGCCAUUGGCUACCGGCAGCGGCAAAGGCAGCUUGGGGACUAGAAGAGCGAGUGAGACCCGCGGGCCUGGCCGGGGACAACCUAGGCUGCGGCCAUGGAGGACCAGAGGGAGGCUCUGCGGAAGAUCAUCACGACACUGGCUGUGAAAAAUGAAGAGAUUCAGAGUUUCAUUUACUCCCUCAAGCAGAUGCUGUUGAACGUGGAGGCAAACUCGGCCAAGGUGCAGGAGGACCUGGAAGCCGAGUUCCAGUCGCUCUUCUCCCUCCUGGAGGAGCUGAAGGAGGGCAUGCUCAUGAAGAUAAAGCAGGACCGUGCCAGCCGCGCCUACGAGCUGCAGAACCAGCUGGCUGCCUGCACGCGAGCUCUGGAGAGCUCUGAGGAGCUUCUGGAGACGGCUAACCAGACCCUGCAGGCCACAGACCGCGAGGACUUUCCUCAGGCUGCCAAGCAAAUCAAAGAUGGUGUGACAAUGGCCCCCGCCUUCCGGCUGUCAUUGAAAGCCAAGGUCAGCGACAACAUGAGUCACCUCAUGGUGGACUUUGCACAGGAGCGGAGGAUGCUACAGGCACUCACGUUCCUGCCUGUGCCUAGCGCCCCUGUGAUCGACCUGGCCGAGUCCCUGGUGGCCGACAACUGUGUAACCUUGGUGUGGCGCAUGCCAGACGAGGACAACAAGAUUGACCACUACGUGCUGGAGUAUCGGCGGACCAACUUUGAGGGCCCGCCCCGCCUCAAGGAGGACCAGCCCUGGAUGGUCAUCGAGGGCAUCCAGCAGACAGAAUACACCCUGACCGGUCUCAAGUUUGACAUGAAAUACAUGAAUUUCCGUGUGAAGGCCUGUAAUAAGGCAGUUUCAGGCGAGUUCUCUGAGCCAGUGACCCUGGAGACACCAGCGUUCAUGUUCCGCCUGGAUGCAUCCACAUCCCACCAGAACCUGCGGGUGGAUGAUCUCUCCGUGGAGUGGGACGCCAUGGGCGGGAAGGUGCAGGAUAUCAAAGCUCGCGAGAAAGAUGGCAAGGGGCGGACGGCGUCUCCCGUCAACUCCCCAGCCAGAGGUACUCCAUCUCCCAAGAGGAUGCCCUCGGGUCGUGGGGGACGGGAUCGCUUCACAGCUGAGUCCUACACGGUGCUGGGGGACACGCUGAUUGACGGCGGGGAGCAUUACUGGGAGGUGCGCUACGAGCCGGACAGCAAGGCUUUUGGCUUGGGGGUGGCCUACCGCAGCCUGGGCCGCUUCGAGCAGCUGGGCAAGACAGCCGCGUCCUGGUGCCUGUACGUCAACAACUGGCUGCAGGUCAGCUUCACUGCCAAGCACGCCAACAAGGCCAAGGUGCUGGACACCCCCGUGCCCGACUGCCUGGGCGUGCACUGCGACUUCCACCAAGGCCUCCUGUCCUUCUACAACGCCCGCACCAAACAGCUGCUGCACACCUUCAAGGCCAAGUUCACACAGCCACUGCUGCCGGCUUUCACGGUGUGGUGUGGCAGCUUCCACGUGACGGCAGGCCUACAGGUCCCCAGCUCUGUGCGCUGCCUGCAGAAGCGGGGCAGUGCUACCAGCAGCUCCAAUACCAGCCUCACCUAGGCCACGGGACGGCCCCUCAGCCGGGCUGAUUUCGGGGGGACGCCUCCAGGCCUCGGCAGUUUCGGCUGGGCACCCUCCUCUCACUUGCUGCUUGGAGCCUUAACUCCUGAUGGGGGUCACCAAUGGGGAGCGGGCAUGGGGGCGGGCCCU
Messenger RNA from Balaenoptera acutorostrata (minke whale), 1760 nucleotides. RefSeq names its product fibronectin type III and SPRY domain containing 1 (gene FSD1). Lineage: Eukaryota; Metazoa; Chordata; Mammalia; Artiodactyla; Balaenopteridae. Bases 120 to 1610 code for a protein of 496 amino acids. Gene Ontology annotation, molecular function: protein binding. The record is from RefSeq and is a predicted model, not a curated record. The transcript is spliced from 13 exons.